Molecule: messenger RNA, 231 nt
Organism: Trichosporon asahii var. asahii CBS 2479
Lineage: Eukaryota; Fungi; Basidiomycota; Tremellomycetes; Trichosporonales; Trichosporonaceae
Exons: 5
Coding region: 1-231 (76 amino acids)
Biological process (GO): mitochondrial electron transport, ubiquinol to cytochrome c
Source: RefSeq, a predicted model, not a curated record
AUGGCUCCCCUCCAGGUCAAGUACAAGGUCCAGCCCCACUUCGGUGGCCUCACCCCCGAGCUCCUCCGCCCCUUCCGCUCGUCGCUCAUCGGCUGGAGUGUCACCGCCGGUGUCGCCGUCUCGCUCUUCAUGAGCCCCGUCCCCCUCUUCCAGAAGGACGUGCUCCAGAAGAUCCCCUUCCUGGCCCCGUACUUCACCGACAACACCCCCGAGUCUGACAAGCCCUUCUAA